Molecule: messenger RNA, 2433 nt
Organism: Vespula pensylvanica (western yellowjacket)
Lineage: Eukaryota; Metazoa; Arthropoda; Insecta; Hymenoptera; Vespidae
Product: FK506-binding protein 15
Exons: 12
Coding region: 160-2364 (734 amino acids)
Source: RefSeq, a predicted model, not a curated record
UACUACUAUUACUUAUCGGUAAAGUCACAUUAUGACAUCAUUGUAUUCUAAGAAAAUGUCACUCGACAUAUAAAUAUUUACAAUGAAUUUAUUUCAUUAAUACGCGUUUUAAAACAUACGAAAUACAUAUACAUAUGUAAUAAUUUUAUAUAAAACAACAUGAAUGCGGACGAUCAAUUGCCAAAUAUCGAGAAAAUAUUUAAGAAUGAAGAUGAAGAUUUUGUACCUGGAGCCGGAUCUAACUUAGCUGCUAUUUUUGGAAAUUAUACAAAAGAUCAAGAUAUAUCCUGUGUAAUAAAACAGCCAGGCCAAAAAAAAUCUAGUAACAAGCGUAACAGUUUAUCGACUCCUUCCUCUACUAAAACAGAAGUUAUUAUUGCGAAAGCUAUUCAUGCUUAUAAAUUGCAAAAUGGACAAUAUAUUUCUAUUGGUAAACUUGGAAUAGCGUUAACAGGGAAUGUUUCUGCUAGAAUAUAUCAAAUAAUUUUAUAUAAAACCAAACAAGAAUAUGUUUCAAUAGUUACCAUAACAAGGAAGUUUACAUAUACCGUUCAAAUUAAUAAUUAUUCUACUUAUUAUGAUGACAAUAAUGAAAAUUGGUCGAUCUUAUUUGAAAGUAAUGAUGCUUGUAUCGAAUUUGCAAGAGAAAUAGGUAUAGCUAAAUAUUUUUCAAAGGAAGACAAAAUAGAUAAUGUAAUCUAUCAAGAUUUAACAGCUGUUACUAAAGAAAAAGUUACAAAAGAAGGAUCCAGUGUAUCUAUGAAAUAUUUUAUUAGUACAGAUAUUGUGCAGCCAUGUAAAAUAAAUUAUUCGUCGUUACAAACAAUGACGGUAAAUAUAUCAAUGGACGAUAGUUGGGAAAAAACUCUUGUAGGAAUUAGUAAAGAAUUAAAAAGGAUUUUAUUUUUACCUCCUAGUAAACAGAUCAGUUUAGGUCCAGGUUUUCCAAAAGACAAAGAUAUUUUGAUGGAGAUAGAAGUAACGAAUAUACAAGACUCAGAAGAACAAUACUCUUUGUCUAAACCUACAGUUUCUGGCAAAGCUUCAUUGCUGUCAAGAAUGGCUAAAAUGGGUCAAUCGAUUCUUCCAAAGAUGCAGACAUCGACAACUACAGAUUCUGAAGAUACAGAGGAUGACUCACCACAAAAAUCACCACGACAGAAAAAGAUAGAAUCAUUAGAAGUGUCAUUACAAAAAAAACAUAUGACACAGGAAACAUCUGGGAGUAUAACACAAAGUACUUGCAAAGUAACGAAAUCGAAAAAUAACGUGCCUUCGACAAACCCCAUUAUCUCUAAACCAUUAAUUCCUAGUGCCGCGUUUACAUCUCCAUGGCCUGCUUCACAACUACAAUCAAAUUAUAUAACAUCAAAUGGUCAAAUGUAUUCCUUACAACCACAGCCUGUAACUCAAGCUGUAUCUACCGUAAUUGAUCCAAGUUUAAAUAUGCUUUUGUCAGAAACUAGAAUGGCAAAUGCCGAGCUCAGAAUGGGAAUGUCCAAAAUAGCUGAUAAUGUACAAAAAGUACUUGAUAAGUUUCAUAUUUUGGAAUUACAAAAUGCAUCUUCAACGAAAGAUGCAACAAUGGAAGAUACCUUGAAAUUAUUAUUAACUAUGAAUACAUCACAAAGUGGUGCUAAAAACAAAGAAUUAUUAAACACAACAGAUGUCGAAAAAGAUGUUUGUUGUGAACAUUUAUCUGAUCUAUCCAAAAUAAGAAAAGAAAUUGUUGAAUUAGAAAAUGAAGUAAAAUAUUUAAAGGAGUCAUUAUCGAAAAGUGUAGAAUUUGCUAAGACAUUAGAGGAAGAGAAAGUAUCUUUAUCCAGUAUUAAUAAAGAAUUAAAUGAUAAAAUUAAAGUUCUUGAAAUAUCAUUGAGUAAUAAAAAUGAUGAAUUAAUUGCAAAAUUGGAAGAUAUAGAAAAGUACAAAAAGUCCCAAAACGAAUAUGAAAGAGACAAUGCAGAAUUGAAAAAUAAAAUUUCAGAACUUGCUGCAAAAGUUGAUAGUGCUAUGACAGGAAUUAAUAUGAAAGAAAACAAAAAUAAAGAAAUCAAGUAUAUUAUGAACAAGACUUAUCUUACUUUAAUGGAAACAUUUACGAAUGAUUCAUAUAGCAGUGAACAUAUAAAAGCAGUUGUAGCCAAUACAAUAAAGAACAUUACAUUGCAAGUUUUACAAGAGGUUCCUGAAAGAAAUAUAAUAGAAACAGGAACGGAAUUAAGAAAGGCCUUGAAAAAUAUCCAGGAUAACGAUGAACAAUCAAGCAAAUUUUUAAAUAAUCCAAAUUCGGUUAUACCAGCCGAACAAAAUGAACCACCACCUAUCCCGCCAAUGGACAAAGAAUUGGACAAUGCUAUCUAUUAACGCAACGAUAACACUGUAAUUAUCUCUCUAUGGAUCAUUCCAUAUAAAUAAAUGAUAUUUUUAAAUUUA